Molecule: messenger RNA, 910 nt
Organism: Ilyonectria robusta
Lineage: Eukaryota; Fungi; Ascomycota; Sordariomycetes; Hypocreales; Nectriaceae
Exons: 1
Coding region: 111-563 (150 amino acids)
Source: RefSeq, a predicted model, not a curated record
UUUCUCGAUGCUCAUCGCGUUAGCUGCUCAGCUGGGCUCUCCCAACUCGUCUGCCACAGUGUGUGGUGGUGAGUCGAUGUGUCUUCCGGAGGGACGGGCUUGACCCUCUCAUGACCAUCGGCCCCUCAAUUCUCAAUCCUCAGCCUCAGGGGGGUCCGCGCCCGUCCGUGUUGGGGAUUUCAUCGGAGCGAUGGGAUGGCCCAUGGCCCAAAAGGAUCGCUCGAGGCACCGUUGGCCAGCCAGAACGGGCCCCAUACGGCCGGCGCCAUUGGCUGCUUGUGGUUCCUGUUGCUCGCGGCGUGCUGCAGAUGCACGACCUGCAGCAUGCUGGUGCAGGAAGUAGGGGGUUCCUUGAGAGAGACAUUCGCUCACCAUUUUCGAAGGGAUCCAGUCAGAGCCACGCAACUUGGGCCGCAGCUCGAUGCCAGAUUCCCAGUGGCCGCUGGCGCAAGUGUGUCCACAGGCGUUCCCACAGGGGCCUAGCACUCCCGCCCUACUCCGUAGUGCACUGUGGGCUCGUGGUAGUGCCCUCUCUUCACUGGCUCUCAUCACUGCCAGCAUGACAAGCAAUCCCCCCGCCAAUCCCAGCAACGGCGUAGCGGCGACGCAAGGGCCGCAUCAGCAAUUGAGCUGCAACCGUGCAACAUGGCCGCUUGGCCCCAAUUUCCGCCGAAAUUAGCAGCAGCCAAUGGACCCUGUGGUGGUGUUUCAUCUGCCCUGUCACCGGGUCUGCACGUGCAGGUCAUGCCUCAACCGGUUGCAGUGCCGCAUUCCAUUGCUUGUCCGCCCCGCUGAUGUCAGCGAGAGACCGAGGACUCAGGGUAUGGGGAUAGCAUGGGGAUGGCAUGGGGGACAAAGAUGGGAUGAGGGAGUGUUUUAAUGGACAUCAUGUGACUUCCCGUUAUUGUCG